Panicum hallii is the source of this 1342-nucleotide messenger RNA. Its product is annotated as gamma-glutamyl hydrolase 2-like. Gene Ontology annotation, biological process: tetrahydrofolylpolyglutamate metabolic process. The record is from RefSeq and is a predicted model, not a curated record. The coding region runs from base 57 to 1067 and encodes 336 amino acids. Gene Ontology annotation, molecular function: gamma-glutamyl-peptidase activity. Gene Ontology annotation, cellular component: vacuole. The transcript is spliced from 10 exons. Lineage: Eukaryota; Viridiplantae; Streptophyta; Magnoliopsida; Poales; Poaceae.
GCCGUCUCGCGCCCGUCACAGGUCGUCCACGCCCACGCGCGCCAGUAGUCUUGCCAAUGGACUCGUCGCGUUCCCCCAACCUGCUCCUCCUCCUCCUGGCCGCCGUCCUCGCCCCGUCGUCGGCGGGGGUCAUCCGGCUGCCGAGCGGGAAGGCGGGGGCGCGGGCCUGCGCGGCGCCGCCGGACCCCGCCGCGUACGACCGCCCCGUCAUCGGCAUCGUCUCGCACCCGGGGGACGGCGCGGGCGGCAGGAUCAGCAACGGCACCGCCACCUCCUACAUCGGCGCCUCCUACGUCAAGUUCGUCGAGGCCGCCGGCGCGCGGGUCAUCCCGCUCGUCUACAACGAGCCCGAGGAGCGCCUCCUCGAGAAACUGAGUUUGGUGAAUGGUGUGCUGUUCACUGGUGGAUCAGAGAAGCAAGGUGUAUAUUUUGAGACAAUCAAAAAAGUGUUUCAGUAUGUUUUGGACAGGAAUGACGCAGGUGAACCAUUUCCUUUAUUUGCUCAAUGCCUAGGCUUUGAGCUCGUAAGCAUGAUUGUCAGCAAGGACAAUAAUAUCUUGGAGACGUUUGACGCCCAGAAUCAAGUAUCUACUCUUCAGUUUCCCAGCUAUUCUUUCAAGGGCACAGUGUUUCAAAGAUUUGACUCUGACCUCAUCGAGAAAGUUAGCAGCAGCUGUCUUGUCAUGCAAAAUCACAGAUAUGGUAUAUCACCAAAGCGUUUGCGAGAGAAUGAUGAGCUAUCAAGUUUCUUCAGAGUCUUGACUACAUCGCCUGAUGAAAACGGCAAGGUCUAUGUCUCAACUGUACAAGCAAAUAAAUAUCCAAUCACCUGCACGCAGUGGCAUCCUGAGAAAGCCAUUUUUGAGUGGAGAAAACCAAUGAUCCCACACAGUGAAGAUGCAAUACAAGUUACUCAACAUUUUGCUAAUCAUUUUAUCAGCCAAGCUCGCAAGUCUCCCAACAGGCCUCCUGCAGACAAGGUGCUCGAUAACCUGAUCUACAACUACAAUCCCACAUUUAGCGGAAAAAUCUCGAAAUCUUUUGAGGAGGUUUACAUAUUCUCCUGAGACGGAAGCAGGCGGGGAGGGUCUUCCUGAACCAGCAUAGCAUUGUUAUUGUAGUGUGGCUGUGUGUGUAUCCAUCAUACUCGGAAGCCUACAGAUUCUGGGCUUCCUGUAUUGCUUUACUCUUGGCGCCAUAUUGGCGAGCGCUGCUGCUAUUUGUGCACUUUGAGCCACCAUCGCCUAUUCGCCUUCGGCAGGAGCAUUUAUGUACUGAACUGAACAUGCCUUGAAUAGUAUGUAUAUAUGUGAAGUCUCCAAAUCUGAUGGGCGUUUGAAAA